Messenger RNA from Owenia fusiformis, 2531 nucleotides. The record is from the annotation of a GenBank genome assembly. NCBI's taxonomy places the organism in Eukaryota, Metazoa, Annelida, Polychaeta, Sabellida, Oweniidae.
UUAACAUGGAAAAACAACCAAUGAAAAUCGCCUGUUGCCUUCUACUAAUGAAGCCCCUGAAUAAGAUAUCUCUGAUCUCCCAUGGGGAAGUAAUCGCGAUAAAAAAUUCCUGGUGAGAACCCUGUAUAACCAUUGAAAAGUGUUUUAAAACAAAGUAGACUAUAAAAGAGAACUAGUAAAUGAUUGACAUAACAAACAUUAAAGUUCAACCCAAUUUGAUAAGAGCUGUAAGUUCUGAAUGUGUUGAACAUAUUAUUAUUCAAACAGGAGUGCUAGAAUUAAUAGUAAGUUCUAGGUCAAAGUCAACAUAUGGCAUCAGAUAUAUUGUGCACGUAUGAUUGAAUAUUUAGGUUCUCAUAUUUUUAUUAAAUUCCAGGCAUUUUAUGAAUUUGAAAAUUGGGAUUGAGUUUUGACAAUUUCACAUUACUUUUUUGCGACACAACAACAUGUGCUUCAGUGGAAGAAAUAUAGCCUAAGAAAAACAAAUGUUGGAAAAUCUGAUAUUGGAUGAACUAGACUUACAUCAACCGUGUUAAUGAAAAAUAAAGAAUACAUUUAAGAAAAUGAAAAUGUUAAGUAUUGUGUUCGUGGUGAUAUUGGGAAUUGGUGUCAGAAGUGCCUUGGGUGGAAGUAUAGAUGGCUCUGAGCACACAUGUGUGGAAGUAAUGGAUGCCAUCUAUAGUUGGACACCUAAGGAUACAUUCAAGAAUUAUGUUGAUAGUACAGGGCGACCUGGUGCCGGAGUGAUGUCUGGUAACACAGCAUGGUUAGGUCAAUUCCAACAAUGCCAGGAAGACACUGAUACUCAGUACUGCUUGGCGGGGAACAUUUUGUCAAAUAAUCUUAGUACUGCUAUAAAAUGGGGUUUAUGUGUUCCGGAUACUUGUACAGAGAGCAUUUUGACUGAGUACAUUCAGAAAAAUUCAAUCCCAGAAUUGUUUAUGACAUUGAUGGCUGGUGAUGUAAAGACGAUAGAUGCAUCCAGUGUGAAAAUUGUAUGUGCUAAAGAUUUACCCCUCUCUAAUGGAUUUUAUAUUACCAUUGCACUGUGUGUAAUCUUGGGAGUCCUCGCCAUUAAAGGUACUAUGUUACAUUACCAAAAACCACAUAUAGAUGUCCCACCUAGAUCAAACCAUGUUGGAUCACCAUGGCAACAACUUGGACGCACAGACAGAUUCUUGUUGUGUUUUUCAUUGCGUGCCAAUGGGGCAAAACUGUUCAGUAGCACAACUAAUGAAGCAGAUAUUCAACCGCUACAUGGUAUACGUGUCUUAACUAUGAUGUGGAUUGUUUUGGGACACACAUUUCUUGGACUUUACAAUACCCAGAUAAUGGACAACAACAAGCAUGUGGUCAAUAUUGUGUACAAGUGGUGGUUCCAACCAAUCUACAAUGCUUACUUCUCAGUUGACACAUUUUUUCUCCUAAGUGGACUGCUCCUUUCCUACCACACUCUACAGCACUUACAUAGAACAGGAGGCAGUUUUCCAGUCUGGAAGAUGUACCUGCACAGAUACAUUAGACUGACCCCACUGAUGGCUUUCACUAUGUUUAUGUGGAUGUUUGUGUUACCAGAAACAGGGUCAGGGCCACAAUGGUUUAUAUUACAAGAUCAGACUGCAUGUCAAGAAUAUUGGUGGACCAAUAUUUUGUAUAUAGAGAAUUUCUACCCUACAAAUCCUGCUUACCAGUGUAUUGGAUGGACAUGGUAUAUAGCAACUGACUUCCAAUUGAUGCUUUUCAGUCCAAUUCUCAUAUUCCUCAUAUACAAGACAUACAAAUGGGGGUGUUUUAUGAACAACAUUUUUCUCGUGUUGAGUGUGUGUGUCACAGCAGGGCUGAUAGGAUGGAAUAAUAUAGAUAUUGAUCUCACAGGGACUGUAAUUGAAGGCAAUCACAGAGCAGCACUGACAUAUGAGUAUGUCAUAUUCAACAAGCCAUAUUGUAGACUGGUGCCAUACAUCAUUGGUAUUCUACUGGGUGCUAAGAUCCAACGCAAGACACAAUAUAAAGAUUAUGCUUCCAGGACAGUUUCCAGGAGUGGGUCAGAGUUACUGUGGUUGGUGUCUGCUCUUGCUGCCAUAGCAACUAUAUGGUGGUUCUACUUUAUGUCCCCUCUUGGCCCGGUUGGCAAUGUGUUGUAUGGUAGUUUUUGCCACCCUGUCUACUGUCUGGCUGUAGCUUGGGUGAUCUAUGCAACCUGGAAUAGACCACAAAGUUUUAUAAGUGAGUUCUUGAGCUGGAGGGGUUGGCAGCCACUGGGCAGACUGACUUAUGCAUUAUACCUAGUCCAUGGACCUGUCAUAUUCUACAUCUACAUUAGUAUGCAGACAACACUGCAUAUGUCUGGAGUAACACUGUUGAUUCUAUACAGUGCCAUCCUGCUGCUCUCAUACACCUUAGCGAUACUGGUUACUCUUACCAUUGAGAUGCCGACAGUUAAUUUAGAGAAACUCAUCUUCAGUGAUCCUACAUACAGUAAAUCCAGAAGACCAAGGGAAAGUGAAGAACCUUGUGCUAAAAAGGACUGA